AUGGACGUCUUGGAUCCCAUUUGCUCCCAGCCUCACCGUCCAACAAAGAAAGGGGACCUUGAAGUGAUCCAGCCAUGGGUGGGCGCACCCUUCUGCCACCGACAAGCAAAAUUCCACCCGAUUCGCCUUAACCCGGACCCCUGGGCCGGCCGUUGGCACUUCCUGGCUCCAUGCCUUGCCCGCCGCCCCUGGCACGACCGGGCCCUCGAGGCGGCGUCCCGCCCCGGCCCCGAGCUCUACGGCGCCGACUCGCGCGCCGACGUCUGGACGCUCGGGAACCGGCUCUUUGGCACCGCCGACGACCCGGCCGUGCGCUUCCUCCACGCCGACAUCUACGACGAGGGCGACGAGAAGCCCACCGAGCUCGAGCCCCUGCGCGGGCGCGUCGACGUCCUCAUCGUGUGCGGCGUUACGGACUUCUUUGACCACCCGAGCAACGGCUUUUGCCUAUGGCCCGCGGUGCAGCGGCUGACCAAGCCCGGGUCGCUGGUCGUCGGCUGGAGCCUGGGGAUGUCUGCGGGCCAGUCCAUGGAGCUGCACGGUCGAUUCUACCACGACACGGCCGUCUUCCGCGAGAUGAUCCGGGUUGACUACUGCGCCGGGAGAUACAGCCGGGACGUCAAUAGCGAGGUGCCUAUUCAGGAGCUCGGAUGGGAUCAGUCGGAUCUCGACUGCCUCCCUCCAGUCGACGCCACAUUUCCCUAUUCUGCCACGCCUCAUCCUCCACCAAACGUGACUGGGCGCGAAUUUGUUCUCACGAAACUGGGGGACUGGCAGCCUUGAUAACGAUAACGCGCAGGUGCCAGCACGGAGCAUGGUUCCUUUCGCCCAGCUCUUUACCUCCGGCACCGAGCUUCUCUCUGGUGUUGGGGUGCUAAUGGUGGGGUGUCAUUGGCUAGAGGCCGAGGAUUCCGAGUCCCAUUUUCUCUCCCAGUAUUAAUCCAUCC
Messenger RNA from Gaeumannomyces tritici R3-111a-1, 947 nucleotides. RefSeq lists its product as hypothetical. The coding region runs from base 1 to 783 and encodes 260 amino acids. NCBI's taxonomy places the organism in Eukaryota, Fungi, Ascomycota, Sordariomycetes, Magnaporthales, Magnaporthaceae. The transcript has 2 exons. The record is from RefSeq and is a predicted model, not a curated record.